AUGGCGGCAGUGAGUGCUAGUGGAGGCGAGAUACCGGAAGAACGAGACCAGGACAGUGACGCAAAGACGCAGCCAAAUAAGCGCAGUCAAACGAGGCGGCGGGAGCGGGUCGCCAGCCCGGGCCGCCGGUGCCGGCUUUGUCAGCAAUCGCGCGCGCGCGAGGACGCGUCGGCGGCGAGCAGCGAGCGCGGCGCGUGA
This is a messenger RNA of Schizophyllum commune H4-8, 198 nucleotides long. RefSeq lists its product as uncharacterized. Lineage: Eukaryota; Fungi; Basidiomycota; Agaricomycetes; Agaricales; Schizophyllaceae. The coding region runs from base 1 to 198 and encodes 65 amino acids. The record is from RefSeq and is a predicted model, not a curated record. The transcript has 2 exons.